GGUAGCACCCACCACUUCCGCUGUUGACAUCUGCUGGAGGUGUUUUCCAAGUUAAUGCACACUAAUCUUCUGUUUUCGUUAGUUUAAACAGCAGCAUCUGAAAACAACUACCGUUAUUAUUAUGACCCAGUAAUGAUAUUGGUUUCUUUCGUGCGGACUUACUAUGAUGUAAUACGGAUACUUUGUCAAUUUCUGGUACCCGUUAGCUUCCGCAGCAGCAGGUAGCUAGCUAGCUAACUAGCUAGCAAGGUGGGUGCGUGCGUGCGUGUGUGUGUGCGUGUGUGUGUGUGUGUGUGAGUGUGUGUAUGUGUGAGUGCUUUGGUCAGCUAUGCUGACACUGGCGAGUAAGCUGAAGAGAGAGGAGGGGGUGACAGCGAGAGGAGGUCCCGCAGGCUCCAACGAUACCUCGCACAGAGUGUCCAUCAGAGAUCGGCUACUCAUUAAAGAGGUCUCAGAGCUCGAGGCCAACCUUCCCAAUACCUGCAAGGUCACAUUUCCUGAUCCAAACAAGCUCCAUUACUUUCAGCUUGCCAUUUCUCCAGAUGAAGGCUAUUACCAGGGUGGGAAGUUUCAAUUUGAAAUUGAAGUCCCUGAAGCCUAUAAUAUGGUGCCCCCUAAGGUGAAGUGUUUGACGAGAAUAUGGCACCCGAACAUUGCAGAGACGGGGGAAAUCUGCCUUAGCUUACUAAGAGAGCAUUCAAUCGACGGCACAGGCUGGGCACCAACACGCACACUGAAGGAUGUAGUAUGGGGAUUGAAUUCGCUGUUCACUGAUCUUUUGAAUUUUGACGACCCAUUGAACAUUGAUGCGGCGGAACAUCAUUUACGGGAUAAGGAUGACUUCAGGAGCAAAGUGCAGGACUUCAUCAGAAGUUAUGCAAGAUGACGUGCGCUACCUUGCGUCACUCCGCUACAUAACGCCUACUCAACGAGCCCUGAGUGCAAUGGACACGAAACCCUCAAUCAUUGACAAAUGCCAUGUGAAAGAAAUGACAUGUGGCUUGAAUCGCGAGUUCCCGCGUGUCAGGAAAGGGAUUGGUGGGCUUGUCUUUAGGUUUUGUUUGUUUGUUGUUUUUUCUUUAAACUUGUUCAGGGCUGUCUGAGGAAGCCCACAGUCUACCACAGCUGGUCCUGCUUCAUGCUGUCGUUACAGCUGAUAAACUGCAAAAGAAAAUAAAAGCAAAGAACUAAAUAAAAAUAUUCAUGGGAAUGAUGAGACAAAUGCUCUCUGAUGUCACUCAUGUGCUAGUGCCUCUGUGACUGUGAUGCUGGCGACAGAAGCACGCUCAGAAAGCUGACAGCUUGCAAGCACCCAGAUCCAUUUAGGAAGUGUACCAUUUUCACACAAGGGGUGCUCCAGGGAUGAUAUAAAACAGAAAUAUAUAUAAUCUGGUGAUACCUCUGUUACCUUUGACAGAAUGCAGAGACUAUUGUAACUGUUUCUUGGGGUAUUUUGAGUUACUUGCACACCUGUAAGCUUUUGUGUGCGUGCGUGUGUGCGUGUGUGUGAUGUGCGUAAAACUGUUCUUCUUUACACAAGUGCAUGUUGUUGAAGUGCAUGCAAGCGACCACUGCGACGUUGGUACUGUGUAUGUGUGUGUGAGAGAGCAUCUUAUUUGGUAGCAUGCAAUGGGCUACUGAUCUGCUCAGCCAUAACCCUAAGAAGCUAGUGAGAUUAUGUUUUGUUUUUGACCCUGCACACCCCCCCACCCCCCAAUCUCCAUCCAUUUCCUUUUCUAAGUUGUAUUAUCCAUUUGUAAAUAUAUUAAAGAUGGGUUCUACUAUGA
Messenger RNA from Electrophorus electricus (electric eel), 1787 nucleotides. It is a transcript of the gene ube2f, whose product is annotated as ubiquitin-conjugating enzyme E2F (putative). The record is from RefSeq and is a predicted model, not a curated record. Lineage: Eukaryota; Metazoa; Chordata; Actinopteri; Gymnotiformes; Gymnotidae.